Molecule: messenger RNA, 7778 nt
Organism: Dermatophagoides farinae (American house dust mite)
Lineage: Eukaryota; Metazoa; Arthropoda; Arachnida; Sarcoptiformes; Pyroglyphidae
Source: RefSeq, a predicted model, not a curated record
AAAAUUGUUGUGGUUUUAUUUGACCAUUUUGUUUAACAUUUAUUUUUUACACUCAACAUCAAUAAUAGUAAAUGGCUAUAUAUUCGAUAAAAAUUCUGGCCAUUCUUUGAGCUUGUCUACGUCAUCAUCAUCAUCAUCAUCAAGUUCACAGUCAUCGUUACAUUUUAUUCAAUCCUCAUUACGGUCAUCCGUCCAUCGAUUCUCAAAUCUUUAUGGAACAAUUAUUCAUUGUAAAGAUUAUUUACAACCAAUAAUAACAACAAAUUCCAAUAAUCAUCAUAUGAGCCAUUUGUUGCCUCGGCCAUCAUCAUCAUCAUCAUCGUCAUUAAUAAUGAUGGAUAAUGGAUAUGAACAUGAUCUACAAUCGAUGCUUGAACUAGCCUAUCAUCAAUAUUCAAAUAAUAUAUCAUUUGAAUGGCAAGUUGGUUAUCAUCAACAACCACAACAAUCAUCAUCAUCAUCAUCAUCAUCGUCAUCAUUACAAUAUCAAAAAGCAAUCGAUUUAGCACAAUUACGUUCAACCAAUCCAAUGGAUGGUACAUUAGCAUUAUCACCAUUUGAAUUGGAUUCAUUCAUACCUGAAAUACAUGAUGCAUAUUAUCGAUGUUUAUUACAUAUGCCCAAUGGUUUUGGUGUUGUCACUAGUCGUGAAUUACAUCUACAAGCAGUGGUUGAGCGAACAAAUACAGCAUCGAUCAAAUCAUCAUCAUCAUCAUCAGCAUCAUCCACAAAUAUCAUGAUGAUUGAUCAUCAUACAACAACAAGUGCCAAACAACGUGAACAAACAUCAAUGAAUAAUGAUGAUGAUGAUCAAAUGAUUCGUGUACGAGUGUUAAAUUCAUCAGAAGUAUAUGAAGGAAAUGAUGCAAUAUUAAAAUGUGAAUACAAUCGUUAUAAUUCAUUAUAUGAAGUAGCAGCUUGGUUUCGUGAUGAUGGCCGUAUUUAUUUACCAUUAGAACGUCUUGUAUCCAGUAUACGACGUACAUUGUCCGGUGGAUUAUCGACAUCUUCCUCAUCAUCAUCAUCAUCAUCAUUAUCGUCCAAUAAAAUUCACUAUGUAAAUUUUUCCACAAUCAAACAUUUUGUUCUACCCGGUAGUGGUGAUUUGCUCAUUUCAAGCGUUAACUAUCGUGAUGCUAAACAUCGUUAUCGUUGCCAAAUUCGUCACCAGAUUACAAAUCGUCGACAAUAUUCUCAAUCAUGGGCACAUAUUUUAUUUAAAAAAACAAAUGAUUUUUAUAAUUCCGGUCCAAGACUUAAUCCACAAUUACAAAGUCGACAUACGGUUGCCAUUAAUGAAGGUGAAUCUGCAUUUUUCUAUUGUUCAUUUGAUGGUUAUCCAACACCAUCUAUUGAAUGGUAUCAUACUGAUCUGAAAACAUUAAGUACUGGUUCUGAAUCUUUGGCCCAAUCAUCAUAUUCUAUCGGCUAUGAGCCGUAUGUUGCUCAUUCAUCAUCCAAUAAUAAUAAUAAUAAUAAUAAUAAUGUCAAUGGUGAUCGUAAUGGACCCAUUCCAAUAUCGAAACAAACAUCAAAUCUAGCCAAUGGUCAAUAUAUUUAUGGCCGUAAUUUUCUUUCAAUUGAAAGAGUUUCGAUUGAAGAUACGGGAAUUAUUUCUUGUGUGGCUAACAAUUCUAAUUCCAUCAUACGACAUGAAAUGCUUCUUUUUGUCAAAAGUUUCUUACAAGUUUCAUUACAUACAACAUCUUCGAUGCCAUUUCCUGGACAAGAUGUCACAUUAAGCUGUAAUCUGACAGCUGUAUCAUCAUUUUUUUCUACCGUUCAACCAAGUGCCUUUUCUAGUUCCAAUAUAUUUGCCAGUGAACAAAAUUCCAAUCAAAAUAGCCAUCAUCAUCAUCAUCAUCUUGAUCAACAACGACAACAGGAGAAACGUUUUCGUGAAUUAAUUAGCUCACAUUUUAUGCUCAACAUUAAUUGGUAUCAUAAUGGACGAAUGAUCAAUUAUGAUCAUCGUAAAAGACGUUCAGCUGAAGAACUUUUACUAAUAAGAGAUUUUCGUGGUCCAGAAGAUAAUGGUGUUUAUCAAUGUUCAAUACGAUUGACUGCUCCUGAUUAUGAUGAAGAAUCAUUUAUGACUGCCAUCCAUAUUAAUUCUAUUGAAAAACCACCAGAAUUUGUUGAUGUUUUUACGGAUCAAAUCAAACAGACUGAAGGUCCAAAACGUGAUUAUCUUUCAUUGAAAUGUUCCGCUUAUGGUAUACCAAUGCCACAAAUUAGAUGGUUUCUUGAUGGCAUAGAAUUAUAUUCCAAUGGUCACGUUCGAAUUGAAACUUUUACCGAAUCAUACAAUAAUAUGGUUGGAUCUCAACCAUCUUCUUCUUCUUCUUCUUCCUCAUCAUCAUCUCCAUCAUCUUCAUCGUCUUCGUCAUCAUCUUCAACAACAGCAUCACGAUCUAUGCUUUCUGUAUCGUAUCUCAACAUAAGUUCUUUACAUUCAAAGGAUGUUGGAAUCUAUGAAUGCAUAGCGGAUAAUUAUUUAGCUAGCAUAUCACAUCGUGCACGAAUCAAUCAAAUAGGUCCACCUUUUAUAAAACCAUUGAAUAAUCAAACUGCCGUACUUGGCCGACCAUAUACUAUUAAUUGCACGUAUGGUGGAUAUCCGUUAGAAGAGGUUUAUUUUGUUAAAGGAAAAAUUGGCAAUAAUGGUGGUGGUGGUGGUGUUGGUGGAAAAUCAUCAUCUACCGGUAGUAUUGUGUCAUCAAGUAAUAAUGGUGAACUAAAACGAAUGCCAUUUGAUGAACGACAUUUAGUACCAAUGCUUGGUUCAAUUACUAUAACAAUAGUGGAAAAAAGUGAUCAAGAUUAUUAUCGUUGUGUGGUUGUGACCAGUAGUGGACAAAAAGCUGAACAAGAAUUUUAUCUUCAUGUUGCUGUUGCUCCGGUCAUCAGUCCGAUUGUAUUUUCGGAUAAUUUUGAAGAGGGAAAACGUGGAUCAGCUGUUUGUACAGUCACUUCUGGUGAUCCACCUAUACAGAUUUUUUGGUUUAAAGAUGGAAUACCAUUAGAAACAAUAAAAACAAUUGGCUCAUCAACGCAUGGUCGACCAAAUAAAUCUCAUCAUUAUGUUCAUCAUUUGAAUCAGAUUCAAAUUGUACCAAUUAAUGAAUUUAUGUCAUCAUUGAUUAUUGCCAAUAUUUCUCGUCAUCAUCAAGGUACCUAUACUUGUAUGGCUUCAUCACCAAUUGCGACGACAAAUGUAUCGGCAUUUUUAUCGGUAAAGGCAACUCCACAAUGGUUAUUGAAACCGGCCGAUCAAAACUCUGUUGCAGGUGAAUCACUUACACUUGAUUGUCAAACAUCAGGUCAACCACCACCUGUAAUUCGUUGGAAAUUUUUAAAAAAUGAGCCUUAUCGAAAUGAACCAAUACCAAUAUUGAGUAGCCAACAGAUUCAUGUACUGGAAAAUGGUUCAUUAUUUCUACGAGCUUUAGAACCAAAACAUUCAGGAAUUUAUAUCUGUGAUGCAUCCAAUGAAGUUAGCAAACAUUCGAUCGAAUCUCGUGCCUAUGUAACUGUCAGCAGUUUGCCAAAAGUGUCCAUACAGAAUACAUUGGGUAAUGCAGCCGCAUCGAUACCAAAUUUAAUUUCCAAAGGGUCAAAUUCAAUGUAUCGUGGCUACACAAUGGAUCGAUUAGUUUUACGUAAAGGAUCACAAACACAGUUGAUGUGUUCAGUGAUUGGUCUGGAACAACCGAUGGUUGCCGAAUGGCUACGACCUAAUGGCGAGACUAGUGAUGAAUGGAAUGAAAAAUCAAAAACAAAAACUUAUCUUGAUUCAUCGCGUAUAGUAUUACGAGAGGAAAGUAAAAUGAAUGAAAAACGAGCUUAUCUAUAUAUUAGCCAUGUUGGUCGUAUGGAUACUGGCAUCUAUUGUUGUAUGGGUAUCAAUAGUAAUGGUUAUACAGUUUCAUUUAUCGAGCUUCUUGUACAAGAACCACCAGAUAUGCCUGUCAAUUUUCAUGCACAAGAAAUCAAUAGCCGUUCGAUUACAUUGAAUUGGUCGAUCAGUUUUGGUGGUAAUUCACCAAUCACAUCUUAUGUGGUUGAAUAUCGACCAAUAACAAUAAUGUCAAAUACAAAUAUAAAUACGAAUACGAAUAAUAAUAAUGAUGAUAAUGACAACAAUAAUAAUAAUCAUCAUCAUCAUAACAAUAAUAAUAAUAUCAAACAUAAGAAUGGACAACAACCGGAUAAUAGUAACGAUAUUGAAACGAAAAUUUUAACAGCUAAAUCAUUGACAACUACCAUUACGAUUAAUGCACUUAAUCCUCUAACUACAUAUGAAUUUCGUGUUUGUGCCAUUAAUGAAUUGGGCGCCAGUCCAUUCUCUGAUCCAUUGAUUAUUAACACCGAAAUGGAAGCUCCUUCAUUGAUUCCAUUAGACUUGCGAACAUUGGUGCUUGGAUCACGGUCGAUCAAAUUGAUUUGGUCAAUUGUAUUAACAACAGAACCACCAAUCGAACAGAUCGAUGGAUUCUAUAUCGGAUAUCGACCUGUCAUUUCAUCUACUAGUAGUAAUGGUGUUACAACGAAUAAUGUUGUACAAUCAAGUGGAUCAAUCAUCGAUCCAUCUACUGGUAUUAUAAUGAUGAUUGGAACAAAUGCUGCUGCUGCUGCUUCUGGUGGUGGUGGUGGUGUUGGUGGUGUUGAUCAAAGUACAAACAAUAAUAACAACAACAACAAACCCGUUAUCAUUUCAAACAAUGGUGCAGUCAAUAGUAAUCUGAAUAAUGGAAAAGCAGUACCAUAUACGUUUAAAAUUAUGUAUGAAGAUCAUUCAAAAUUUGUAUCAUCAAACAUUUUAUCAAUGGCAAUCUAUAAUGGUUCUAAUGUAUUACAACGACAAAACAAUGAAAAUAAACAGCCAUCGAAUAAUAAUAAUAUGACAACAUUUUGUGAAGUGAUACGUACAUCAACCGAUUCAGAUAAUGGCAAUAUUAAUAAGCCUAAUAAAUUUUAUCCAACCAAACAACAACAACAACAAUGGUCCACAAUGACAAUAAAUCAACGAUCCAAAUUGAAUGGAUUAAAAUCACGUGAUGAUACACAGAUUCGUUGUGUAUAUGAAUUUGUUGUGAAUAAUUUACAACGAAAAACAAGAUAUGGAUUUAUUAUUCAGGCAUUCAAUGCUAAAGGAACUGGCCCAGUAAGCACUGAAGUGUAUGCACAAACUUUACUCAAAGAUCCACCGGGAAAACCUGUGAUAAAAUUAACCAAUGUAAGCCUAUAUGAGGCAUCAUUCAUAUGGUCAAUGCCACAUGUCAAUCAUAAUAAUGGAAAUGAAAUUGGCAAUGAAAUACUAAAUGAUUUUGACAUGGAUAAUCAAAAUCCGAUCAAUAUUGAAGGCUAUAUUAUAUCAUAUCGUGCAUUGAUCAAACGUAUCACAGCAUUUUCCGGUUCAUCAAUAGUAGAUGAUACAUUAUUCGAUCAAGCUGAAUUUAUUCAUCCGGAUUCUAUUGAUGAUGAAAAUGAUGAACAACAAUUAUAUGGUCGUAAAUAUCAGGCUAAUAAUUGGGAAACAAUAUCCGUUUCGGAAAAAAUUCAAGGACAUACAUUACGUAAUCUUCGUUGUGGUACAUUAUAUCAGGUUCGUGUAGAGGCAUUCAAUGAAAUGGGCAAUGGUGAACCAUCGGAUGUGCUACAAUUUUCUACACUUGGACAAGCGCCAGCAGUGCCAAAUAGCAAUGCAUUCAUCAUAUCGAAUAUAACUUCGGUCAUGUUAGAUUUGGAUCGUUGGAACAAUGGCCUAUGUCCUAUAAUUAACUUUGCAUUACGUUAUCGUAUAAAGGAUCCGAAAUUUUUAUCAUCAUCAUCGAAUGAUAAUAUAAACAACAAUAACAAUUGGAUAACAGUUUCAAGUUAUUUAAAACCAGAAUAUGGUGCCAUGUAUAUUAUAAGAGAACUAAUACCGGGUACUUGGUAUGAAUUGAGUAUUAUUGCAACCAAUGAUGCCGGUGAAAGUGAAUCCCGUUAUCUAUUUUCAACAUUAACAUUGGAUGGUGCAACCGUUGAACCAUUAUAUGCAUCCGAUUAUAAUCGUAGACAUUUGGGCGUUAUUGGUGGUGUUACACAAACGGACAGCAUAUUUGAAGAUCCAAUGAUUUUGAUACCGGCUACUUGUGCCAUACUUGUAUUGUUGGUGAUUGGUGCUGCAACCAUUUUCAUAUUUAUAACUAGAAGUAAAGAAGCCUUAUCGCGUACUGAACAUUUUUGUCGACAUCGAGAAAAUAGCCGAACUGAUCAAUUAUCAUUGAAUUUGUUUACGAAAAAUUAUUCCAAAUCUGACUUGAUACGUUCAUAUAAUGAAGGUGGUAAUUGUGGUGAUCCACAUAAAUUAACUCAAAUUGAAACAUUGAAUUGUGGUCAAUCAACAGAAAUGAUCAAUGGUGGACCAAUAAUGAAUAUUACAUCACAAUAUGUUGAAGGACCAACAUCGUUGACCACUUAUACAACAAGUGAUUGUGAUCCAAAUAGUUUGCCACCAAUUAUGGAUGGUGUUUGUACACCAUCACAUAGAAUCAGUAAAUUAGCCAAUAGUAAACCUAUUGUUGAAUCAUUUUAUUCAACACCAUGUAUUGCUACACAAUCCAAUUCAAUGUUGACUACACAAACACCGCAACAACCGCCGCCUCAAUCAACACAAUUAACCAAUUCUUAUUGUACACAAACAAUGAGCAAACCAAAUACGGCAACAAAAUCAUCACAACUUUUGGAUGAAUUUAAUCAUCCUCAUCAUAUACAUCAUCAUCAUCAUCAUCAUGAAGAAUCAGGAAUAAUUUAUGAAUGUAAUGGUAACAAACAACAAUCACAACAACAGCAUCCAUAUUAUACACAUUCACAAUUUUUAAAUCCAUGUCCUUCAAAUUCAAAUGAUACAAAUACCACUAGUUUAGCGUUGCAACAAUUAUCAAAGAAAAAAUCGGACAAAGAUCAUAUCUAUGAACUUCCAAAGCAACAGCAGCAGCAGCAGCAACAACAACAACAACAAUCUAAUCCAUCGAAUAACGUUGAACAAAAUGUAAAAAGUCAUUAGAUUUUGAUAUUUUUGGAUUUUUUUUUCUCAUAAAUCAAUUCUAAAUUCCCAUUAGGAUGCAAAUUUGGUUGUGAUGAUGAUGCAGCAGCAGCAGCAACAACAACAACAACAACAACAACAACAAUCGUCUAUGGGAACAAUGAAUCGUAAUCAAGUGACAUUACAAAGUCCUCAUCGAUUAAGAACCGAUCAAAUUGGAAACUUGCGAAGUUUUCAUCAGCAGAAUUUUUGAAUUUUUGAAUUUUUUUUCGAUUAACUCAUUUUCAUUUCUAUUGUACGUCAGUGAUAAUUGUGCUAAAUGACGUAAAUUUUCCUCUAUCGACUAUGUUAAACAAACAAAUUUUUUUCCCUAUGGUGUCUAUCCUCGGAAAAUUUAUCUUGUGAUCAUUUGAUAUUUUACAAAUAUACAUACAUCAUACACAGCCAUUUAUUGUGCCUUUAUCAUCAUCAUCUUCAUCAUCACAAUUAUUGCAACCAAAUUUAACUUUUGGUGUUUUGUUUUUUUUUCUUAUUAUUGAUUUAUUCAUCUGAAAUGAUUAAUUAGUUUGUAAUUUCAAUUGGAAUUUAUGUGAAUUUUUCUUUUUUCUUCUGUUGAUAAACCCUUUGUUCACUAUUAAUUGAAAUAUGCAAUCAAAUGUGCACAUGUACACAACAAUUCAAAUAUCAACAAGAGAAAAAAAUGAUGUUCGAUUUAAAUCUAUAUAAAUAAAUUCUUUCGAAUCAA